Capronia coronata CBS 617.96 is the source of this 831-nucleotide messenger RNA. RefSeq lists its product as uncharacterized. The transcript has a single exon. The annotation marks the transcript as partial. NCBI's taxonomy places the organism in Eukaryota, Fungi, Ascomycota, Eurotiomycetes, Chaetothyriales, Herpotrichiellaceae. The record is from RefSeq and is a predicted model, not a curated record.
AUGAAAUCUGCAAAUCAAGAACGGACUGGCAUAGCCCAGAGACUUGAUACCUCAUACACCAGCUUUCGCUCGAAGGAUGGCAUACGAUCUCCCCGAACACCUACAUAUAUCCCUGACUCUCCCUCGUCAGGCUUACUCACGCCGUUUGAUCACGCCAAAUUUCUUGACAAGUCGGAGUUGAAACCCCUCAAUAGUCCACCACCGCAGACCCCCGAGACAUGGGUAUGGACGUGCCAUCUGUGUCACUCGCGAUACCCUCUGGGAGUGACUCGUCGCUGUCUCGUUGAUGGACAUUACUAUUGCUCUGGCGAAACCGACCGUCCAAGCCUGAGGAAACGAAAGAAGCCCAAGAGUUGUUCCAGUGAAUUUGAUUACCACUCAUGGAAGGCUUACGGCGAAUGGCGAAGGAAGGUGUUGCGAGCAAUGGAAAAUCCGAGAAUCCUAAGAGGCUGCGACUAUUGCGACUAUCCGAGCCAAUGCCUGUCGGGCCAGGCACAUCCUAUUGCAGGAAUUGUGUCAAUCCACGAAUCCAAGUCCGAUACCGCCUCGUCGACCGCAGUGGGAGUCAGAGACAGCAAUAGUCCCAACUCUCCAAAGGACGCGGUUCUGAAUGAUAUCUUGUCCAACCACAAACAAGGCACAGAUGACUCAAAAGGAUGUUCACGGAGAGCAAAGGAGGCAACUACGGUAUCAAUGAAACAUAGAAAAGAAGUACAAGGAGUGUUGAUUCCGUCUUUACAGGAGGAGAUGGACAAGGAAGUAGCGAGAUUACAAGAGAUCGUGGGCAUGCACGUCUGGAGCGACAUGGGGGCUGUGGAAUUGGAGAAAGAA